This is a messenger RNA of Triplophysa rosa, 3456 nucleotides long. It is a transcript of the gene taf5l, whose product is annotated as TAF5-like RNA polymerase II, p300/CBP-associated factor (PCAF)-associated factor. The record is from RefSeq and is a predicted model, not a curated record. Gene Ontology annotation, biological process: regulation of DNA-templated transcription. Gene Ontology annotation, cellular component: nuclear protein-containing complex; histone acetyltransferase complex. Gene Ontology annotation, molecular function: transcription coactivator activity; protein binding. The transcript is spliced from 7 exons. Lineage: Eukaryota; Metazoa; Chordata; Actinopteri; Cypriniformes; Nemacheilidae. Bases 259 to 2103 code for a protein of 614 amino acids.
AGAAGAAGAAGAAGAUGCGACUGAAGGAGGGAGACGGGUAAAAUCGCGUUGUAGUGUGGCAGGGCUUCUCUGCAUAUCUUCUUCCAUGGCUUAAAGAGCGACUUUCUGUCGGCCUGUCGCAUAAGGAUUAUGCAGUAGGUGUUAAACAACUUUACUAAGCUGUUAAACGUCAGUGGUUUGUGUGCACGUGCGAUCGGAGAGUGAUGAUGAGCAGUCAAUAAUCGAGGCCGCUGCACCUGUAGGUCUUUCUCACUCUAUAUGUAUUCUGCUGAGUUUGUAUUACAACUCAAACCAUCAGAGAUGAAGCGGGUCCGGACAGAACAGAUCCAGAAUGCCGUGACCCAGUACCUGAAAAGGAGACAGUACAUAGACACAGAUGGGUGUCUGAAGGGGGCCAAACUCUCCCAGUCUGCUGAAGAGAUGGCUGCUAGUCUGACUGUUCAGACAGAGACCAGUUGUGCAAAUGUGGUGUCCGCAGCCCCCUGUCAAUCAGACCCCCAGCAAUACGAGUCCCAGUUCUCCAGACUGCGCUCCUUUCUGCAAGAUGCAGAGGCGCCGUGGACGAAAGAGGUGAGUGGCGUAUUGUUUCCGCUCUUCCUCUACCUGCACUUGGACAUGGCACGCUGUGGUCUGAAGGGGUCGGUAGACUCGUUCUACGGACGUUUCCAUUCGUUCUUCCAGCAAGACCCUGAGCAGAAAGCUAUCGUGGAUCUUCUGCGAGGAGUCGUUUCGCUGCAGGAUGUGACCUCCAACCCCAAGCUGUGUUCUCUCCGGGAUCACAAGUAUGUGGUUCACAUGACAGAUCAAGCCUACAACUACCUGCUGCGAUACCUUCAAAGCGACGACAACGGUGCCAUCUGCUGGGUGCUCGGCGCACACAUACAGGUGGAGGUAACGGCAGUACGACGAACGGACUACCAGCUGUACGGGACGGGGCUCGGAGAGGGAAACGCAACCUCCUCCUCCGUCACCUGGACUGCAGUGGAUGGGAUGGAGGGGGCGGAGCCUGUAGAGGUCACAGCUGGGUUACCUCAGAACGAGGCCGCGUUGGAUGCGUUGCAGGAUUGCAUAAAGCGUGUGCGAGAGGGUCCGCCCUCGCUCACCACCGUCUGCUUCUACGCGUUCCAGCACACUGACCAGCUGCUCAACACUGCAGAGGUGUCGGCGGACAGCCGCCUGCUCGCCGCAGGGUUCGAUAACUCUGCAGUGAAGCUCUGGAGCUUACGGGCGCGGAAGCUGAAGGUGGGGCCUCACAAGGCCGACGUGUCUAAGAUCAGACUCGCCUGCGACCUGCUGGAGGAAGAGGCAGAUGAUGAGGACGCCUCAGGCAGCGAAAUUAAGACCCUGCGUGCUCACAGCGGCCCCGUGUACCGCACGGCAUUCCUGACGGACGGCUCCGGCCUCCUGUCCUGUUCGGAGGACUCCACCGUGCGCUUCUGGGAUCUCAACAGCUUCACCAACACGGUCCUCUACCGUGGCCACGCCUACCCCGUCUGGGACGUGGACGUCAGUCCAUGCAGCCUGUACUUCGCCACGGCGUCUCACGACCGCACCGCUCGCCUCUGGAGCUUCGCACGCACGUACCCGCUCCGCCUCUACGCCGGGCACCUCUCCGAUGUCGACUGUGUGAAAUUCCACCCCAACUCCAGCUACAUUGCGACGGGAUCCACCGACAAAACCGUACGCCUGUGGAGCAUGCAGCAGGGGGCGUCCGUCAGGUUGUUCACGGGGCACCGGGGACCCGUGCUGUCGCUCGCCUUCUCGCCCAAUGGAAAGUAUUUAGCGUCUGCCGGGGAGGAUCAGAGACUGAAGCUAUGGGACCUCGCGUCCGGGACCCUGUUCAAAGACCUCCGGGGUCACACGGACAGCAUCACCAGCCUUUCCUUUAGCCCCGACAGUAGUCUGGUUGCUUCGGGGUCCAUGGAUAACUCGGUGCGGGUUUGGGACAUACGAAACACACAUGGCACCGCCCCGUCUGAUGGCUCCAGCAGCGAGCUGAUUGGACAGUACACAGGGAACACUAGUAAUAUACUCAACGUGCAGUUCAUGGCCUGUAAUCUGCUGCUUGUGACGGGCACAGCGCUGGAGAAACAAGAGCAGUAGAGAAUGUGUGGGAAUCUGCUGAGAACAUGUCCAGGUUUCACCUGGGAUUAUAUAGCUUUGAGAAAAGUCAUGUUUAUUUUUUGAGGCCUGUUUUUAAGACUGUUAAAAUGUGUUGUAUUGAGAUUAUUUUCUUUAGAGUUCAGCGCAAUUUUUCUCCUAAAUUGUCAGUGUGAUAAAGCAUAAUGCAUUGUUUAUUUUGAGUAUUUUUUAGAGCUGUCAAAUGAUUAAUUGCAUCCAGAAUAAAUGUUUGUGUUUACAUAAUAUACGGCUGUGCACUGUGCAUGUUCAUUUUGUAUUUAUGAACACACAAAUAAGAAAAAUAUAAAACCUAAACAUUUAUGUAUAAUUUAAAUUAUUGGUAAAUAUGAACAAAUACAUGUAAAUAUUUCCUAAAUAUGUAUGCAGGUAUUUGUAUGCGUGUAUAAAUACAAAAUUAAUUGCCAUAUUAUGUAAACACAAACUUUAUUCUGGAUGUGAUUAAUCGCGAUUAACCGUUUGACAGCCCUAUAGUAUUUUAUCGUUUUUAUUUUCCUUAAUCUAGGAUAUCAUUCUUACUGUAAUUCAGACACUUUUACAUUUUGCGUAAAUGGUCAAGAUAUAAUAAAUAAUGUUAACUUUAAUUACGUAUAAUUUAGACCUUAUUGUGUUAAUCAUCAUGAAAAUAACAAUGCAGCACAUUUUAAUGGUCUUAUACGAAUAGACUUCAUAUCUUUUGAUUUUUGAUGAAAUGUAACCUGCUUGUGUUCCCGACAGGUUUAGUGAGCCUCCCGUGUGCGUGCGUGCGUGCGUGCGUGCGUGUGUGUGUUUGUGUGUGUGUGUGUGUGUGUGUCUUUUCAAUUUAUAAUGUUUAUAAUGCUUUUGUUUCUUUCGACUGCUGAUGAUGUCAGAGAUCUGCAGCCUGCUGUUUUCAUAGAAAUGUAAAUAUUAGCCAUAUAUUUUUGUUAGUUAAUUUUCAUUAUAACAGUUCCGUUAUUUCAUCAUUGAUGCUUUAUUGUUCUUUUGAAGUACAAUCUAGACUUUAAUCUGAGAAAAACAUUCAAUCCUAGGCCAGGAAGCCAGGCUUAACAGAUCUGCAGGUUUGUCUCAGUAUCAAUUUUCUAACAAUUCGUUUAGUAAAAACAAAAGUUAUUUUGUCACAGGAAAGCACCAAAGACAGCGAGAAGUGCUGGGUAAAACAUGUCACACAGACUCCACUGCCAUCUGUUAAAGAGUUUGUUUUUGCGCUUUUGUUUUUCUCUUAAGAAUGUAGACAAGUGACACUUUUCGUAACUUCAAAAUAAAACUUUUGUAUUUUCUUUCCUAUACAAAAACUGUGCAUCAUGCUGAUAUUUGUAAAUAUAUUUUUGUAACAUU